AUUGCUCCAGCAGCAAAAAAAUUAUGGGGCCUCGAAUCAAAAGAUGCGUCGAGCAAGUUGGCUUUGAACCACUUAAAUCACGAGGGUGUGUGGAGAGAUCCCACAUGGGCAGCACCAGGAGAGCACGCGGUGUCCGCGCCCCUGGCGAUGGGUCGUCGGCCGGGAGGGUUUGCCGGCGGAGAUACGGGCAGCAUCCUGAGCCCGCGGGGCUCUGACAACGGCGGCCUCGGCGUCAAGAUGGUUGAGUACGUGCUGGGCACGUCGCCCACCGGCAAGGAAACCAUGAGCCUGGAGCCCAGGAUGCGGGCCCUUCACCUGGACGAGAAAGACAAGGACAAGCCGCAGAGCCCUAAGGAGGAGUGCAACGGGCAGCCGGUGCAGAACGGUCAAGUGGGGCCGGACGAGGAGAAGGGAUUCAAUCGGACGCCUGGCAGCAGGCAGCCCUCGCCAGCCGAGGAAGAUCUCAACAAGAAUGGCAUGACUCUCGACCCGGGCACCCUGGUGCUCAAGCCUCAGGAGCAGCAGUUGCCGCCCCACCUGCACCACCUGCCACCCCAUCAUCUGGCGCCUCACCUGGGGGUCACCCUCGCCGAGUCGGUGAAUCAGCAGUUCGAGCACUUCGCCGAGCAGCAGCAACAACAACAGCAGCCUUCGACGAACCCCUACGAGCAGCAGCAACACCAAUACGCCCCGCCACCCCCUCAGCCACACCAGGUGGACAGCGCGGUGCUCCAGCAGCAGCAACACAAUUUUGACGUACAGAUGGAUCACGAUCAUCAUUUAAAGGCUUAUAGAGUCCCAAUUACUCAAGAACCCAAGCCAGCUGAUCAUAAUUUGCGUCGAACUUUCGCGAAAUGGGCUUUGGACUAG
Anoplophora glabripennis (Asian longhorned beetle) is the source of this 870-nucleotide messenger RNA. Its product is annotated as pumilio homolog 2-like. The annotation marks the transcript as partial. Lineage: Eukaryota; Metazoa; Arthropoda; Insecta; Coleoptera; Cerambycidae. The record is from RefSeq and is a predicted model, not a curated record. The transcript is spliced from 4 exons.